AUGGGGACCGCUCAGUGGCACAACCCCCCCCUCCUCCCAAAGUGGACUCGUCCUCGCCGCACCUCCUCGGCACUUUUCGGUCCUUCCCGCCAUCUGCCGGUCACUUUCGGCAAUCACCGGCUGAGGGAGGAUGGAGAACUGGAGGAAGGGGAGCUGGAGGAUGAUGGAGGGGAGGAGACGCAGGAUCCCUCCGAAUCCCGUGAAAGGAGUCGGAAGGAGAAAGGGGAGAAGCAUCACAGCGAUUCCGACGAGGAGAAAACCCAUCGGCGGAUGAAGCGCAAGCGUCGGAAAGAGCGAGAGAAAGAGAAGAGGAGAUCCAAGAAGAAAAGGAAAUCCAAACACAAGCGCCACGCUUCCUCCAGCGAUGAUUUCUCCGACUACAGCGAGGACUCGGACUUCAGUCCUGGGGAAAAGGGACACCGGAAAUACCGGGAAUACAGCCCUCCCUACUCCUCCUCCCACCAACAGUACUCAUCCUCUCACGGCGGUCCCAUGCCCAAGAAAAGCUACUCCAAGAUGGAAAGCAAGAAUUAUGGGAUGUAUGAAGACUACGAGAAUGAGGAGUACGGGCAGUACGAGGGGGAGGAGGAGGAGGAGAUGGGGAAGGAAGAUUAUGAUGAUUUUGCCAAAGAGCUGAAUCAAUACCGGAGAGCCAAGGAGGGCUCCCACCGGGGACGAGGCGGCCGUGGCCGAGGCAGAGGGUACCGAGGAAGAGGAGGCAGAGGAGGGAUGAGAGGAGGCCGAGGCAUGGGCCGGGGGAACCGCGGACGAGGCAGAGGCGACCACCCCGAGGAAGAGGAGGAAAUGUAUGAGGAAGAGAUGGAAUAUUGUGAUAACGAGGAGCCCCUCUGCGACGAUGACUACGAUGACUACUCCAAGGAGCUGAAUCAGUAUCGGAGGAGCAAGGAGAACCGCGGCCGAGGUUUAAAUCGUGGCCGUGGCCGUGGCCCCAGAGGAAGAGGAAAUAAAGGCAUGGGCAGAGGUCGAGGCCGAGGUGGAAACCGAAGCGGGAUGGGGAAAGGAGGUGGAAUGAACGACGACGACGAUUAUUACGACGAGGACAUGGGAGAUGGAGGAGGUGGUGGGAAUUACCGGCGGAACGACCACGACAAACCCCACCAGCAGUCGGAUAAGAAAGGGAAAGUGAUCUGCAAAUACUUCGUGGAAGGACGAUGUACCUGGGGCGACCACUGCAAUUUCAGUCAUGACAUUGAAUUACCAAAGAAAAGGGAACUCUGCAAGUUCUACAUCACCGGCUACUGCGCCAGGGCUGAGAACUGCCCUUACAUGCACGGGGAUUUCCCGUGCAAGCUCUUCCACACCACGGGCAACUGCAUCAACGGGGACGACUGCAUGUUCUCCCAUGAUCCCCUCACAGAGGAGACACGGGAGCUUCUGGACAAGAUGCUGGCGGACGACGCGGAAGCCGGAGCGGAGGAUGAGAAAGAAGUGGAAGAGCUGAAAAAACAAGGCAUCAAUCCUCUCCCCAAACCACCCCCAGGGGUGGGUUUGCUCCCCACACCCCCUCGUCCUCCUGGUCCUCCAGCUCCAACCUCUCCCAACGGGAGACCCAUCCCGGGGGGGCCUCCCCCACCUCCGCCGCCGCCGCUGCCGCCCCCGGGGCCACAGAUGCCACCACCGAUGCACGAGCCGCUGUCGCCGCAGCAGCUGCAGCAGCAGCAGGACAUGUACAAGAAGAUCCCCUCCUUGUUCGAGAUCGUCGUGCGCCCCACGGGGCAGCUGGCAGAGAAGCUGGGCGUGAGACACCCAGGUCCACCACCCCCCAGGUUCCCUGGGCCUGGAGGCCCCCCAGGACCCAUGCCCGGCCCCAUGCACCCGGACAUGCACCCGGACAUGCACCCGGACAUGCACCCUGACAUGCACCCAGACAUGCACCCCGAUAUGCACCCAGACAUGCACCCAGACAUGCACCCGGACAUGCCUAUGGGUCCAGGAAUGAAUCCUGGGCCCCCCAUGGGGCCCGGGCCCCCCAUGAUGCCCUACGGCCCGGAUGAUUCCCCCCAUUCUGGCAUGAUGCCCCCCGGCCCACCCCCCCAAGGAUUCUAUGAUAAUUUUUACCAGCAGCAAGAGGGGCUGGAGAUGGAUCACGGCAUGAUGGGAGACCCAGAAGACUAUGGUGGUUACGAGGACAUGGAAGGGCCUCCAGGAGAGCACAUGUUCCCGGAUCCAUCCCUGGAUCCUGACUCUCUGUGUGAAGGAGGCCCCCCCGGAUUAACCAAACCCCAGGGCAACAUCCCCGACUUCAUGCCCUCGGCACAAAGAGCCCUUUAUUUGCGAAUCCAACAGAAACAGCAAGAGGAAGAGGAGAGAGCCCGGAGACUGGCAGAGAGCAAUAAGCAGGAACGCGAAAAUGAGGAAGGAGAUCCCGGGAACUGGUAUUCCAGUGACGAAGACGAGGGCGGGAGCAGCGUCACCUCCAUCUUGAAAACUUUACGGCAACAAAGCUCGGGCCGACCUCACCCCCAACCCCCCCACGGCGAAAUGGGGGGCCCUCCCCCCGCUGUCAGUGACCCCCGCCUGCAGAAAUCCCAGGGCGGGGCUGUGGGCAGCGGGCGACCCGCCGAUCCACGCUUACGGGAUCCUCGCCUUUCCCGAAAUCCCGACCUCUCCCUCGCGGUGGAUUCGGGCCCCACCGACCCCCGCUUGGCGCGACACGUUCCUUCCUCCGUCUCCAAACCCGAACCUCCUCAUCCUUGUGUCACCCCCAAACCUUCCCUGCUCCCCGAGGAAGAGGAAGGAGAACGGGUUUUACGGGAUAAAGCCGUCAACAUCCCCUUGGAUGCUCUCCCGGGUCAUUCCCUGCGGGAUCCGCGUUCCCAACUCCAACAAUUCAGUCACAUCAAAAAAGACGUCGUUCUCAACAAACCCAACUUCGCCCGGAUGAUCCUUUGGAGCCCGGAGGAUUUAAUUCCUCUUCCCAUCCCCAAACAGGAGUUUAUUCCUGUCCCUGCUGCCCUUCAGUCCAUGCCCGCCCUCGAUCCGCGCCUCAACCGGCCCCAAACCGACCCACGGCAAAGGGGGGGGGGAACAACCUCCGGGGGGGACACGGGCCCCGGUUCCAGCCUCCCCGAUUUUGAGCUUCUUUCCAGGAUAUUAAAGACUGUGAACGCCGCCCCCCCCGCCAGCCAGAGCGACAAACCCAGCGACCCCCGCAAACGGAAAACUCCCACCGACCCAAGGUUACAAAAAUCGACGGAAACGGCGGGUUCGAAAAACCCCAAAUUAAUGGAAUCGAGCGAUUCGGCCCCGGCCAUCGCUCCCUACGACCCCCGUUUGAGCAAAGGGGGGGCCCAGAGCAGCGUCCUCAGCGCCAUCAGUUUGUACGACCCCAGGACUCCCAAUUCAGGGGGAAAAGCUUCCGAAUCGCCUCCCGAAAGCACCAAUUCUUCUUCCAAACCUUCCGAUUCCGGGAAAACAACCGGAAAAACUAAAGAACCUCUUUUCGUUCGACGUUCGGCUUUGGAACAACCCGAUUCGGAGAAAAGCGGAGCCGAAUCCGCCACGGACAGGUACAACAGCUACAACCGCCCCCGGCCCAAAGCAGCAGCCCCCACC
Calidris pugnax (ruff) is the source of this 3576-nucleotide messenger RNA. RefSeq names its product zinc finger CCCH-type containing 4 (gene ZC3H4). Gene Ontology annotation, biological process: negative regulation of DNA-templated transcription. Gene Ontology annotation, cellular component: nucleus. The record is from RefSeq and is a predicted model, not a curated record. Gene Ontology annotation, molecular function: RNA binding; metal ion binding. The transcript is spliced from 14 exons. The annotation marks the transcript as partial. Lineage: Eukaryota; Metazoa; Chordata; Aves; Charadriiformes; Scolopacidae.